AGCGCGGUAUUUGAAUCGCCGACCGGGCCGAGAGUGGGGAGCAGCGAGACCCGGAGACGCCCAACGGCGCCGCGGACCCCGGUGGCUGCGCUGAGUACGCACUGCCCAGCGCGGCCCUCAUGGCGCUGCUCCGACGCCCGACGGUGUCCAGUGAUUUGAAGACUAUUGACACAGGAGUUAAUCCUAAAGCUAAGAGCCAUGUGACUAUCCGGCGGGCAGUUUUAGAAGAAAUUGGAAAUAAAGUUAGAACCAGAGCAACCCAAGUGGCGAAGAAACCUCAGAACACCAAAGUACUAGUUCAGCCCGCCAAAGUGACCAAUGUCAACAAACAGCCGAAACCUACAGCCUCUGUGAAACCGGUACAGAUGGAGACACUGGCUCCGAAGGAGCCUUCUCCCGUCCCUGAGGAUGUCUCCAUGAAGGAAGAGAACCUGUGCCAAGCUUUCUCUGAUGCUUUGCUCUGCAAGAUCGAGGAUAUAGAUAACGAGGACUGGGAAAACCCUCAGCUCUGCAGUGACUACGUGAAGGACAUCUACCAGUACCUCAGGCAGCUCGAGGUUUUGCAGUCCAUCAGCCCACACUUCUUAGAUGGAAGAGAUAUAAAUGGACGCAUGCGUGCCAUCCUGGUGGACUGGCUGGUCCAAGUCCAUUCCAAGUUUAGGCUUCUGCAGGAAACGCUGUACAUGUGCAUUGCCAUCAUGGACCGGUUCCUACAGGCUCAGCCAGUCUGCCGGAAGAAGCUGCAGCUGGUUGGGAUCACAGCUCUGCUCUUGGCUUCCAAAUACGAGGAGAUGUUUUCCCCAAAUAUCGAAGACUUUGUUUAUAUCACAGACAACGCUUACACCAGUUCCCAAAUCCGAGAGAUGGAGACUCUGAUUUUGAAAGAGCUGAAAUUCGAGUUGGGCCGGCCUUUGCCACUCCACUUCUUAAGGCGAGCCUCAAAAGCCGGGGAGGUCGAUGUCGAACAACACACUUUAGCCAAGUAUCUGAUGGAGCUGACACUCAUCGACUAUGACAUGGUGCAUUAUCACCCUUCUCAGGUCGCAGCUGCCGCUUCCUGCCUGUCCCAGAAGGUGCUGGGCCAGGGGAAAUGGAAUUUAAAGCAGCAGUAUUACACAGGAUACAUGGAGAGUGAAGUACUGGAAGUCAUGCAGCACAUGGCCAAGAACGUGGUGAAAGUCAAUGAAAACCUCACCAAGUUCAUUGCUAUCAAGAACAAGUAUGCGAGCAGCAGACUCCUGAAGAUCAGCACGAUCCCUCAGCUGAACUCCAAGACCAUCACAGACCUUGCCUCCCCUCUGAUGGGCAGGCUUUAGGCAGCCAGGCUUCCGUCGUGUACAUCUCUGAUUUUGUACAUACUCCUCUAGUUUACUUCACAAAACCUCUUCUCAAACUAAUUUUCUAAUUGUGUAUUGAGGAAAAAUAAAGCUAUUGAUUUUCUUAAGGAA
Peromyscus eremicus (cactus mouse) is the source of this 1448-nucleotide messenger RNA. It is a transcript of the gene Ccnb2, whose product is annotated as cyclin B2. The transcript is spliced from 9 exons. Gene Ontology annotation, biological process: regulation of cyclin-dependent protein serine/threonine kinase activity; mitotic cell cycle phase transition. The record is from RefSeq and is a predicted model, not a curated record. Lineage: Eukaryota; Metazoa; Chordata; Mammalia; Rodentia; Cricetidae. Gene Ontology annotation, molecular function: cyclin-dependent protein serine/threonine kinase regulator activity. The coding region runs from base 120 to 1316 and encodes 398 amino acids. Gene Ontology annotation, cellular component: nucleus; cytoplasm; cyclin-dependent protein kinase holoenzyme complex.